This is a messenger RNA of Rodentolepis nana, 582 nucleotides long. Lineage: Eukaryota; Metazoa; Platyhelminthes; Cestoda; Cyclophyllidea; Hymenolepididae. The record is from the annotation of a GenBank genome assembly.
AUGGAGAAUAGGACUUGAUUGAACCAGGGUUGGUUUCUUGCCCAAAUCACAUUAGAUACUCGUGCCCCACUUCCCUCAGCUCACAUUCACACUUGCCUCGGAUCAUCGGCAGCAAUGGAGGUGCCAGGUCGUCAUCGUCAUGCCUCUGAAAUUCAGUCUGCCGCUCCUUCUAGUCUGUCGGAGAGCGUGCGCAGUUACCGCUGCAUCUCUGCAGCCAACAUCACCGCAGCUCCGGAGGGCUGGGCGCCAGGUGACGCUGCUUCCUAUUGGUGCAGUCAAGUUGAGGAGUCCACCCAUCAAGGUCCCUUCCGACGCAUCUGGAUGGGUCCUCAAUUCACCUUCCGUCCUUAUCCCUUCGGGAGUGGCGAGAUGCCGAAGACGGACUCCUUCCUCUACAAGCUCACCACCAGCAGCAAUCCCUGCCUGUCGCCCUCCGAGGUCGGAGGCCAAUCUGCCUGCACUUGUGGAGGUGGCGGCAUGGCGGCUAUCUCUGCCUCAUCUCUCAACGAGGCCCUCUGUUUUGCCAAUCCUCGUGGUGUUAGCGCGGGUGCCCAUCAGACUUCUCUCUGCUGUGGUAAGUAA